AGCUUGGCGGCAGUGGCAGUGAUGACGAGUUGCUGCCUGAUUUAGAGCCCAACGGAGCCGCUGUUGACAUUUCCAGGGAGAUGGACACCGGCACCGAGUUUGGCAUGGAUGAUUACGACGAUGAUGAGGACUGCAAGCUUGCUGGGCUGCAUGUUGAUUUGAAGGAGCGGCAUCGACAGGAGCAGGAUGACCAGAUGUUCCCAGAUGAGGUGGACACACCGGAGGGUAUACCUGCUCGCCAGAGGUUCGACAAGUACCGCGGCCUGAAGAGCUUCCGCACAUCACCCUGGGACCCCCGGGAGAGCCUGCCUCAGGACUACGCACACGUGUUUGCUUUUGAGAACUUUAGGCGAGCACACAAGCGGGCAACGGAGGCAUCCCUCAAGGCAGGUGCUGCAGGAGAUGCACACGGAGUGCCAGUUGGCUCGUACGUGCAGCUGCGAGUGGCCGCAGUUCCUGCAGAUGCGGCAGCCCGGGUGCUGCAGCGGGUGACAGCAUCCCGGCAGCAGGCCGUGGCGCCGUUGGUGGUGUUUGGCCUGCUCCACCACGAGUGCAAGCUCUCUGUCCAGCACUAUGGCGUGCGGAAGGCUGCUGGUUAUGAGGACCCGCUGCCAAGCAAGGAGCAGCUGCUGCUGGUCAAUGGGCUGCGCAGCUUCUUUGCGCGCCCCGUCUUUAGCACAGACGAGCACGGCGCCGACAAGCACAAGAUGGAACGCUUCCUGCACGAGGGCAGGCCCAGUGUGGCAACGGUGUAUGCCCCAAUAGCCUACACACCCCUGCCACUGCUGGCCUUCAAGGUUGCAAAUGAUGGUGCUGCGCAGCUUGUGGCUACUGGUAGCCUGCGCAGCUGCGACCCAGACAGAAUCGUGCUCAAGAAGAUUGUCCUCAGCGGGUAUCCAGUGAAGGUCCACAAGACCAAGGCGGUGGUGCGCUUCAUGUUCCACAAUCCAGACGAUGUGCGCUGGUUUCGUCCGGUGGAGCUGUGGACAAAGGCAGGGCGGCGGGGCCGCAUACGGGAACCGGUGGGCACGCACGGAGCCAUGAAGUGCAUAUUUGAUGGACCGCUGCGACAGCAAGAUGCGGUUCUGAUGAGCCUGUACAAGCGAGUAUAUCCGAAAUGGCCGGAGAACCUCGACUUUGCUGCAUGAUUGCACAGUUUGGUUGCGACGGAUUGUUUAGAACAAAGAGUCGGGCUGAAAGGGGCCAGCAGAAAUGCCUGUCAUGUCAAUGACUGCGAUCAAAAGAUGAACGCCAGCGCCCAACAACAGGAAACUAGUAGCUACUGUACGCCACGGUGCUGCUGCGCGAUUUCCACCCUAUCCCGCCGCCGCCGCUUGCGGUUCUCUAGGCUCUGCAGGCUGUACUGCCGCUUCUUCAACAGCUGGCUGGCCAGGCGGCGCCGCU
Messenger RNA from Chlorella variabilis, 1404 nucleotides. RefSeq lists its product as hypothetical. The transcript is spliced from 8 exons. Gene Ontology annotation, cellular component: preribosome, small subunit precursor. Bases 81 to 1148 code for a protein of 355 amino acids. NCBI's taxonomy places the organism in Eukaryota, Viridiplantae, Chlorophyta, Trebouxiophyceae, Chlorellales, Chlorellaceae. The record is from RefSeq and is a predicted model, not a curated record. Gene Ontology annotation, molecular function: GTP binding; GTPase activity; U3 snoRNA binding. Gene Ontology annotation, biological process: ribosome biogenesis; maturation of SSU-rRNA from tricistronic rRNA transcript (SSU-rRNA, 5.8S rRNA, LSU-rRNA); endonucleolytic cleavage of tricistronic rRNA transcript (SSU-rRNA, 5.8S rRNA, LSU-rRNA).